CGCCAUUUUCCCCUUCGCUGUUCUUAGUGCACAUUAUCCCAUUGAUGGAUGAUAGCUUCGUCAUUCAGUCUUUCGGACUAUAAGUUCUUCUCUCCACACAGCGUUUCCGACUUCUUUUUUUCCACUUGUCCCACAAAGAUCAAUCUUCCUACUCUUCCUAUUUUUCUACCCUCUCUCUCUCUUUUUCUAUUUUUCUCAUCCAUUCUCUCAUUUAGGCAGAACAACUGCGUUUGGAAGGAAACGAAAGCAGAGAAGAUGCUUUAUUCAUAUUUCGUGUAUUAUGUAACGUUAUUGGCUGUUGUUGUUUGGACAUGCGCCGCUGCAGAUCCUCAAAAAAACCAACUGAUCGUGUUCGGUGAUUCAUACACUGGUAAAAUCAGAUAUCCUGUUCGAUGUUUUUUUCAUAGGCAAGUGUCUCACACAUUAUCCCAUUCACUUGUUGCAACGCGAUGUGACAUCAGCCGAUGAAACCGACCUGUGUAAUGGCCCGAAAUGGGUUCGGCAACUGGGAAGCACAUGGAGUAACGUUUCGAUAACGAACUUCGCUGUGGGUGGUGCAUGUUGUAUGAAGAGUGAAAAUACUCCCAGCCCACCAAUUACCCAACAAGCAGACAGCUAU
Molecule: messenger RNA, 619 nt
Organism: Zychaea mexicana
Lineage: Eukaryota; Fungi; Mucoromycota; Mucoromycetes; Mucorales; Lichtheimiaceae
Exons: 1
Coding region: 49-468 (139 amino acids)
Source: RefSeq, a predicted model, not a curated record